Molecule: messenger RNA, 1042 nt
Organism: Mus caroli (Ryukyu mouse)
Lineage: Eukaryota; Metazoa; Chordata; Mammalia; Rodentia; Muridae
Gene: Smpx
Product: small muscle protein X-linked
Cellular component (GO): costamere; M band; muscle tendon junction
Source: RefSeq, a predicted model, not a curated record
AUCUGAGCCCUGCUUUCCACACGGUCAAGCCUUUCAGAGGCAGCCAGCCUAUGGCUUGUAUCAAACUCUAUAUUUAGGAAGAACAACUGUGAGCUAUGACAGGAAUUCUCUUUAACACUUUAGCCUUAAAGCGAGUUCCCCUCUAGCCCGAGCCAGGAGCAGCUCUCAGGACCGGAGAGAGACAGAGCACUCCAGCUAUUUCAGCCACAUGAAAAGGACUGGAAUUGAGAUCCCCGCUCAGAGGACACCGGGAGUUCCUUCUACCCUGUUUUUUUGAGUUUUUGCACCUGGCCGCCUGGGACUGUCCUCAGGCAGUAAACCAAUCCAGAGAGCAGGGCUAAGACCUUGUGAAUAUGUCGAAGCAGCCAAUUUCCAACGUCAGAGCCAUCCAGGCGAAUAUCAAUAUUCCAAUGGGAGCCUUUCGUCCAGGAGCUGGGCAGCCUCCCAGAAGGAAAGAGAGUACUCCUGAAACUGAGGAGGGAGCUCCUACCACCUCAGAGGAAAAGAAGCCAAUUCCUGGAAUGAAGAAAUUUCCGGGACCUGUUGUCAACUUGUCUGAGAUCCAAAAUGUUAAAAGUGAACUGAAAUUUGUCCCCAAAGGUGAACAGUAGUCGAAAGGAAGCAAAAGCGUUGACGUGUUUUUCUGAGGGAGAAAACAAUGGGUUGAAAUAAACAACUUCCUGAACAUUUUAUAUAUUUGUAUGAUGAUCACAAACCUCCUGAAUGCCCAAGACUCUAGCAAAAAUAUCCUGUUUGUACAUUUAUAUUUCUUCCUCUUACUUGGUUGCAUUUCUCACUUUAGCUACAUUUUUGGCACCUUGCAGAGCAAAUCAGCACACGAAUUUACCACCUGGGGAGUGUGGUUUUGAGGAGAGAUGUGAUUUUUAUGGAGGGGGUAUGGCAAUGUGCACGCAGUGAUUUUGAUGUUAAGUACUUUAAGUUCCUUCCCACGGUCUUUUGGUCAAUAUUUGAAAUGUCUUCUUCACCUUUUAAAUUAUCUCAAUUAACUUUUUAUGAGUUCAAAUAAAUAUUUGAGUAAAUG